AUGAGACUCAUCAUCAGAGAUGGUAAAACAGAAGCUUCGGCGUACAUUGCGCAGUACAUUAUUGAUCGAAUCAAGGCCUUCGAACCAACCCCAGAGCAUCCUUUCGUCCUUGGUCUUCCUACUGGCUCCUCCCCUAUCGGCAUCUACAAAAUACUCGUCGAAAAGUACAAGGCUGGAGAAAUAUCUUUCAAGAAUGUCGUCACCUUCAACAUGGAUGAAUACAUUGGCAUCCUGCGCAGCCACCCAGAAAGCUAUCAUACAUUCAUGUACAAACACUUCUUCUCCCACGUCGAUGUCCUUCCACAAAAUGUCCACAUCCUGAAUGGCACUGCUGAGAAUCUCGAAGCUGAAUGCGUACAAUAUGAGGAAACCAUCAAGGAAAAGGGCGGAAUCGAUCUGUUUCUUGGUGGAAUUGGACCAGAUGGACAUCUUGCAUUCAAUGAGCCUGGAUCUUCCCUCGCAUCUCGUACAAGAGUCAAGACUUUGGCCUAUGAUACCAUUAUCGCUAACUCCCGAUUCUUCGAUAAUGAUUUGGAGAAGGUUCCAAAAAUGGCUUUGACUGUAGGUAUUCAAACAGUUUUGGAGGCCAGAGAAGUGGUCAUCAUCAUCACUGGAGCCCACAAGGCAUUGGCAUUGAAGAAAUGCAUUGAAGAAGGUGUGAACCACAUGUGGACCCUCUCAAGUUUACAACUUCAUCCCCAUCCAAUGAUCGUUGUGGAUGAAGAUGCAACACUUGAGCUCCAGGUUAAGACUGUGAAGUAUUUCAAAUCCAUUGAGAAAGUCGCCGCAGCUCAAGGUUUCGAACAGAUUCUCCCCUCUGCUGCCCGUACCGGUCCCAAGCGUACUGCCCCUCUCCCACCAAUGCCAGAGAGCUUGGUUAAGGAACAGCCUACCAUUAUGUCCCCCCAACCUCUUACAACCACUCUAUUAGCCGCUCCUGCUACCGAGUAUCCCGUUCGCAGAAGCCAUACUCCGGAGUUGGUUCCUGACCGCAUGGGAAGCAGAAUCGUGACAGCUUAA
Molecule: messenger RNA, 1020 nt
Organism: Sclerotinia borealis F-4128
Lineage: Eukaryota; Fungi; Ascomycota; Leotiomycetes; Helotiales; Sclerotiniaceae
Source: the annotation of a GenBank genome assembly